Hemibagrus wyckioides is the source of this 2720-nucleotide messenger RNA. RefSeq names its product docking protein 4 (gene dok4). The transcript has 9 exons. Bases 533 to 1477 code for a protein of 314 amino acids. Lineage: Eukaryota; Metazoa; Chordata; Actinopteri; Siluriformes; Bagridae. The record is from RefSeq and is a predicted model, not a curated record. Gene Ontology annotation, biological process: cell surface receptor protein tyrosine kinase signaling pathway; positive regulation of MAPK cascade. Gene Ontology annotation, cellular component: cytoplasm.
AUUACGGUAAAGUGAGGAGCCGCUGUGUGAGCUCGCGCAGCUCGGGGCUUCAGUCCAGUCCAGUGUGUGUUCCUGACAUCUAAUCUGUGUGUGUGUAUGUGUGUGUGUGUGUGUGUGUGUGUGUAUGUGUGUGUGUUUAUUCCCCCUGCGCGGUGUGAGGAUUACUGAAGCUGUCUGAAACACACCUUUACACCUGAGCUGCUGCUGCGUUACAUCGCUUUUCCUUCUGUCUCGGAUCGACUCCGUGUCUCUGCUGCUGCUUUUAACGGAGCGUCACCUCGGCGCAUCUCCACACCUUCAUCAUCAUCAUCAUCACCACCAUCACCGUCUUUUUCAAGAGAUCAUGCUGGAGUGACGAGAGACUCGGAAGCUCGGCUGAACUGACGGCUUCGUCUGAGAGUCGGAGAGAGCGAGAAGCGAGUGAAGAAGGGGCCAAACAAGAAGAAGAAGAAGUGAGAGACGGGAAGGAGGUGUUUGGUCGUAUCAGAAAAGGCUGGAUGCCAGCAUCCAUCAGCUGCCAGGUGCCUCAGACAUGGCCUCCAACUUCAACGACAUCGUCAAGCAGGGCUACGUCCGGAUGCGGAGCAGGAAGCUGGGGAUCUACCGUCGCUGCUGGCUCGUGUUUAAGAAGUCAUCCAGUAAAGGGCCACGCCGGUUGGAGAAAUACCCCGAUGAGAAAUCAGCCUACAUCAGAGCCUGUCCAAAGGUGACGGAGAUCAGUAACGUUAAAAACGUGACGAGACUGCCACGUGACACCAAGCGCCAGGCUGUGGCCAUCGUCUUCACUGACGACACGUCCCGCACCUUCACCUGUGAGUCAGAGCUGGAGGCUGAGGAGUGGUUUAAGACACUGACCAUCGAGUGUUUGGGUACACGGCUGAACGACAUCAGUCUAGGAGAACCAGACCUUCUGGCAGCUGGAGUUCAGUGUGAGCACACAGAACGUUUUAACGUGUUCCUGUUGCCGUGUCCCAACCUGGACAUCUAUGGAGAGUGCAUGAUGCAGAUCACCCACGAGAACAUCUACUUAUGGGACAUCCAUAAUCCUCGCACAAAGCUGGUCACGUGGCCGCUCUGCUCGCUGCGCCGCUACGGCCGGGACGCCACCCGCUUUACCUUUGAGGCCGGCAGAAUGUGUGACAGUGGUGAAGGCCUGUACACAUUCCAGACGCGUGAAGGUGAGCAGAUCUACCAAAGGGUUCACUCUUCUACACUUGCCAUCGCUGAGCAGCACAAGAAGGUCCUCCUGGAGAUGGAGAAGAACAGCAGGCUAUUAUCCAAAGGCUCAGACCCAGACUCCUACCCCUGCACACCCACAGCCAUCCUGCCCCGCAGCGCCUUCUGGCACCACAUCACAGGAUCACAGGGGGCCAUGGACUCAAGUAACGGUGAGAUGUUCACGGCGUCUCAGUCAGGAGCCGAAUCGGACCUGUUCUCCACAGAGCACCACAAACAUCCAGCGCACUUCUCCACUUAACCCGGCCAGCGAGGAGCUUCACCUACUCACCUUCAGGAUUCAGGCCUGGACCUUCCUCCACACUGUCCUCCACCCUCUUCACGUUUGCUUUCCCCGCACCGGGGGCAGAUCUGCUAUACCCCGAUGCCCGAGUCAGUCCCGGUGGCUGGAGACGUGUCCUGAGAGGGAAUGCACUGUGAAACGUGACGUACGGAACAUUUGUAGUGGAUCUUUUUUUUCUAACAGAACAGUAGUGGCGCACGUUUAUUGCAUUUUAUCGACCCUCUGAAAAGUGGGUGGGGCUUUAGGGUUAGAACACCUCUGUAUCUCUCUCUCUCUAUCACAUGCACAAUGGUCAGUAUCCCUGUCUGUGUCUGUGUGUCGUUGGUGCAUGUCCUCUUUGACUGUGGAGCAGUUUUGAGAUUAGUAGCAGGACUGCGUUUAGUGUAGAUCACUUUGUUUACUGCCGAGGAUGAAGAGAAGAACGAGCAGAACUAGAGAAGGCUUCCAUUUGAACUGUAACAUGGUGUGUGAGAUUUAAUCUGAGGAGGGGGCAGAAGUUCACAAGGAACUCUGGGGAACUUUGAGGAACUCUGGAACACACCACCUGUCCUUCACCAGUGUUUUGUUUCUCUUUUCAUCAUCAUAAGAUGAUUUCUUAUCUUCCAGUCUUCUGUAGAACGUACUGCAUCUUGUAUUUCCUGUGACCGCGCCGUAACGCAGUGAUGAAACUGAUGACUUUUUGAAGAUCCAUUGAGAUGAUCUUCUGAGUGUCACAGCUGUGAGAUCUGUCCUGAUACAGAAAUUGUGGGAUGAUGAGGAAUACAGUUACACGUUAGAUCAGAUUUGUGUAUCUGUGUUAAUCAACCAAGCACAAGGUGAACGGAUUUUGGAUUACGCUUAAAGGAAAACUCCGCCCUGAAUCCCAUCAGUCACGCAUUAAUAAUUACUGACAUGUUGAUCUAUUUUCACUCUAGGUAAUGCUUUCCUAUAUUACCCACAAUGCCGCUCGACUACCUGCUGAUAGUGUUGCAGUGAGAUUUAGACCUGAAGAGAGCGAUGCAGCGGCACUUUAGUGCUUUCGUCUUUGUCCAGCUUUCUCACCUCCUUAUCUGUACACUCAGUUCAACACAUCAGCCAUUAACACGAUCGUCAACCGCUCCUCACCACCUACAUCACCCGCUCCUCACCACCUACAUCACCCGCUCCUCACCACCUACAUCACCCGCUCCUCACCACCUACAUCACCCGCUCCAUCUACAUC